Tympanuchus pallidicinctus (lesser prairie-chicken) is the source of this 1843-nucleotide messenger RNA. It is a transcript of the gene SNX5, whose product is annotated as sorting nexin 5. Gene Ontology annotation, biological process: pinocytosis; intracellular protein transport. The coding region runs from base 111 to 1304 and encodes 397 amino acids. Gene Ontology annotation, cellular component: endosome. Lineage: Eukaryota; Metazoa; Chordata; Aves; Galliformes; Phasianidae. Gene Ontology annotation, molecular function: dynactin binding; phosphatidylinositol binding. The record is from RefSeq and is a predicted model, not a curated record. The transcript is spliced from 13 exons.
CCUAAGAUGGCCGCCGCGCCGAGGGGCCGGGCGCAGCGGCCCCGCCCCGCGCUAUAUGAGGGGCGGCGGCGGCCGUGAGGCGGCAGGCGGGCGGCUGGUAGUACCGAGAUAUGGCUCUGCUUCGGGACGGCGUGCAAAGCAAGCUGAGGUCUGUAUCUGUAGACCUGAAUGUUGAUCCUUCUCUUCAAAUUGAUAUACCUGAUGCUCUGAGUGAAAAGGACAAAGUGAAGUUCACGGUACAUACUAAGACUACGCUGCCAGCUUUUCAAAGUCCUGAGUUUUCAGUUACAAGGCAGCAUGAAGAUUUUGUGUGGCUGCAUGACACACUCAGUGAAACUGAGGAGUAUGCAGGACUCAUUAUACCUCCAGCCCCUUCCAAGCCUGACUUUGAUGGUCCCAGAGAGAAGAUGCAGAAACUAGGGGAAGGAGAAGUAUCUAUGACCAAAGAAGAGUUUGCCAAAAUGAAGCAAGAGCUAGAAGCUGAAUACCUCGCUGUCUUCAAGAAGACUGUGUCAUCACAUGAAAUCUUCCUUCAGCGGAUUUCUUCUCACCCUGUGCUCAGCAAAGAUCACAAUUUUUGUGUUUUCUUGGAGUAUGACCAGGAUCUGAGUGUUCGGAGGAAAAACACGAAAGAGAUGCUUGGUUUCCUUCUAAAAAGUGUGGUAAAGAGUGCAGAUGAAAUCCUCUUGUCUGGAGUCAAGGAAGUAGAUGACUUUUUUGAGCAAGAGAAGACUUUUCUUGUAAACUACCACAACAGAAUCAAGGACGCAUGUGCAAAAGCAGAUAAGAUGACAAGAUCUCGUAAAAAUAUUGCAGAUGACUAUAUUUAUACUUCAGCUUGCUUGAACAGCCUGGCAUUAGAAGAACCUACAGUUAUCAAAAAGUACUUGCUGAAAGUUGCUGAACUCUUUGAGAAACUCAGGAAGGUGGAGAGUAGAGUUUCAUCUGAUGAAGACUUAAAGCUCUCUGAACUGUUGAGGUACUACAUGCUCAAUAUAGAUGCUGCUAAGGAUCUUCUGUACAGACGUGCAAGGGCUCUUGUUGGUUAUGAAAAUUCAAACAAAGCUUUAGACAAAGCCAGGCUAAAGAGCAAGGAUGUCAAUCUGGCUGAGGCACAUCAACAGGAUUGUUACCAGAAGUUUGAAAAGAUUUCAGAAUCUGCAAAACAAGAAUUGAUAAGCUUCAAACAGAAGAGAAUAACAGCCUUCCGCAAAAACCUAAUUGAAAUGGCAGAACUGGAAAUAAAACAUGCAAAGAAUAACGUCUCUCUCCUGCAAAGCUGUAUUGACUUGCUCAAGAACUAAGGAGCCUUAUUCUGAAAAUGUGAAGGAAUUUAAAAAAAAAAAAAAAAAUCAAUUGCACUCAAUGGCUGGGGUAACUUAUUGGCUCAAUUUCAUAAGCUUAAAAUAAAUAUUGUCACUGAGGUUAUUUGACUAGUACUUAAAUAUGUUGAUAGUGAUGUUGACUUCCUUGGUAUAAAUGAGAGCAGAACUGCGUAUGAAUUUUCUGGAUGUAGCUACAUCCUGUUGACUGAUAACUCAAAAUGAGUCAAAUGUUGGGGGGGAAAAAUUAAUUUGCUGUUGACUGAUUCUUCAUCUAGUGGAAAAUCUUUUUGGAGAAGAAUUCCUAUUUUCCAGGAUCGCAAAGCAGUCUGUUGUUGUAGACUUGAUAUUUGAAAGUUGCAAGUGGGAAUAACUUAUGUGUAGAAAUUUUAUAAAGUAAAUACCUUUAACAUUCCAUUUCCCAGAUGGAUUUCUACUACAGUAUAUUUUGAAUUUGUAUAACUACAUUCAGUAUUUGUACACUUGGGUGAUACAGCAAAUAAAGAUAUCUGACUAAACAA